AUGGCUACUGGAACAGCCACCGGAUUACUUUACUCCAAUCAUUUUCCUCUCCCUAUUGUCUCCUCAUCCUCUUCUGAUGGGAUUAGCUCAAAGUCUGUGAAACCCAGAGAUGAGUGGAGACGAAAGUCCAGACCGAUCCCUCCCGGUGGAACCUACCCCGCCAAGGAUCACUGCAGCCGAUGCGGGUUAUGCGAUACAUACUACAUUGCCCAUGUGAAGAAUGCCUGCGCAUUCUUGGGAGAUGGCAUGUCUAGAAUUGAAGCUCUUGAACCAAUCGUUCACGGUCGAGGAAGAAAAAUAGAUUCAUUGCAAGAGACGUACAUGGGAGUUUAUGAGGACCUACUUUAUGCUCGUAAAAUCAAUCCUGUAGCAGGGGCUCAGUGGACUGGUAUAGUGACCACAAUUGCAAUUGAGAUGCUUAGAACUGGCAUGGUUGAAGCUGUUGUAUGUGUUCAGAGGACUCCAGAGGAAGUUCUUGCUGCUAAAGGAGUUAAACCCACACUGUCUCCUAAUCUUAAUACUCUGGCAUUAGUUGAGGCUGCUGGCGUGAAACGUCUUCUGUUCUGUGGUGUUGGUUGCCAAGUGCAAGCUCUAAGAUCAGUGGAGCAUCAUCUGCAUCUGGAAAAGCUUUAUGUUCUUGGCACUAAUUGCGUGGAUAACGGAACGCGAGAAGGCUUAGAUAAGUUUCUGAAGGCUGCUAGUAAUGAACCAGAAACUGUUCUUCAUUAUGAAUUCAUGCAAGAUUACAAGGUUCAUUUGAAGCAUUUAGAUGGCCACAUCGAAGAGGUCCCCUAUUUCUGUCUCCCAGCAAACGAAUUAACUGAUGUGAUUGCUCCUUCCUGCUAUAGCUGUUUUGACUACACGAAUGCUUUAGCGGAUUUGGUGGUCGGUUACAUGGGUGUGCCAAAAUAUGGUGGAGUUAGCAUGACACAACAUCCACAAUAUGUCACUGUUCGAAAUGAACGUGGAAGAGAGAUGUUAAAUCUGGUAAAAGAUCUUCUGGAAAUUACUCCCACAGUUAGUCAGGGUCAAAGGCAUCCGUUUGUUAUGGAAACUGUAAAGGCUGACGAUGAUGCUAAAUUAGGCAAAGGUCCGUCUCAACCCGCCCCAAGAUUCAUCGGCAACUUAAUAGCAUUCUUUUUAAAUCUGAUUGGUCCAAAGGGUCUUGAAUUUGCCCGUUAUUCAUUGGAUUACCACACCAUCAGAAACUACCUUUAUGUCAAUCGUGCUUGGGGAAGACAACGAGCUGACAGGCACAUACCGUCUUACGCAAAGAAAUUAGUGUCUUUGUACAACCAAAACGGCGAAAUUGAUCGAAUGCUUUCUAACAAAUGA
Striga hermonthica is the source of this 1335-nucleotide messenger RNA. NCBI's taxonomy places the organism in Eukaryota, Viridiplantae, Streptophyta, Magnoliopsida, Lamiales, Orobanchaceae. The record is from the annotation of a GenBank genome assembly.